Cuscuta epithymum is the source of this 781-nucleotide messenger RNA. Lineage: Eukaryota; Viridiplantae; Streptophyta; Magnoliopsida; Solanales; Convolvulaceae. The record is from the annotation of a GenBank genome assembly.
UCAAAACAACCAUCACCUGGUUUUCCAUCUCUAUAUAUACCAUACAGCACUAAAUUCAUUCAUUCAUUCAUUCCUCUCUCAAUCUCAUCUUCACCUUAUUCUAAGAUCACUCUGAAUUUAGUUUGCCUCUUUCUUUCCUCAUCAUCACAACAGAAAAAGAAUGUUUUCCAGGUCUUACAUCCUCCUCUGUCUUCUCCUCACAUUAGCUUUGCCUAAUGCAGAAACCAGGCCUUUUGCUCCCACCAAUUCUUCACCACUUCAGGGUGAGAAGAAAGCAGAAGGGGGGAGGAGAAUAGGGUCAUUUGCACCAAGGUGUGAUCACAAAUGCUAUGGAUGCAUGCCUUGCGAAGCCAUCCAAGUGCCAGCCACCAACGGCGGCGGAGGAGGCGGCGCUGCGGCGGGUGUUCAGCAGUACACAAACUAUGAACCUGAAGGCUGGAAAUGCAAGUGUGGGCCCGCCCUUUACAGUCCUUAGUUCAACUUCUACACCAAUACAUAUGUUAUAUUGAAGAGGCCGGCCAUUAUCAUGCAUGAAUGGAUGGGCGGAGCAGUAGUUUUUGUUCUCAAAUAUAUAUAAUGAGAUGAGAUUUGUUGUGUAGAAAUCAUUUCGCCAAUUAUGACGGAUGAAACUAAUAGACUAUUCCAUUCUAUUUUGUGUCUGUUUUUGGACUUUUGGGAAGCCACUUGGUUUAGUUGGAGCUUUAAUUUGGUGAUGCAUACAAGGAAAAUAAAGUACAUGCAUAUACAUGAUGGUCCUAAAAGUUUUUUCUUAGCUUCAUCA